CGAAACCUCAUACAUGUAAUAAUCACCGAAUACCUGCGAAUCUGCUCACCUUCGUCUAUUCUCCUCAAUUGAACCUGCGAUACCAUAUUAACUAUGGCGUCGAAACUCGCCCCUGUCUUCCUCAGAACAGCAGCUCGCUCAGCAUGCCGAGCACCCCGAUCACAAUUUCGCACCUUUACGGCUGGUAGCUCGAGGAGAAGCGAAACUCUCGCCGUGCAUCGAAAUACGCCCGACAACAACCCCGAUUUACCCUUCAAGUUCUCAGCUCAGAAUGAAGAAGUUAUUGCUCAAAUCCUGAAGCGUUACCCGCCCCAAUACAAGAAGGCCGCCGUAAUGCCGCUACUCGACUUAGGCCAGCGCCAGCAUGGCUUUACAUCCAUAUCCGUUAUGAACGAGGUGGCAAGAAUCCUUGAGAUGCCGCCCACCCGUGUUUACGAAGUCGCGUCGUUCUAUACUAUGUAUAACCGAACACCAGUUGGCAAGUUCUUCGUCCAGGCUUGCACUACAACACCCUGCCAACUCGGUGGUUGCGGAAGUGACGCGAUCGUCAAGGCGAUUAAGGAACACCUAGGCAUCAAACAGGGUGAGACGACGGCGGACGGGCUCUUCACAUUCAUCGAGGUGGAAUGCCUAGGCGCCUGCGUCAACGCCCCAAUGAUCCAAAUCAACGAUGACUACUACGAAGACCUAACGCCCGAGACCACCAAGCAGCUCUUAACAGCAUUGAAAGAGAGCGCUACAUCAUCUAGCACCAGUGCUAAGUUACCGACACCCGGCCCCCUGAGCGGUCGGCAAACCUGCGAGAACAGUGCUGGCCAGACAAAUUUGACGAGUGAGCCUUGGGGCAUUGAGACUACGAGGAAGGAUUUGUAAAUGAGAACAAAUAAAAUCCGGUGAUAUUUUAGAGCACGGGCGCAGACGUAGACAUUGUACAUAAACUAUACUUAUAUCCACGGAAAAAUGCUUGUCUCUUGCUAAUUGACGUUUUGUAUGCACA
Messenger RNA from Hypoxylon trugodes, 997 nucleotides. RefSeq names its product thioredoxin-like [2Fe-2S] ferredoxin-domain-containing protein. Lineage: Eukaryota; Fungi; Ascomycota; Sordariomycetes; Xylariales; Hypoxylaceae. The transcript has 3 exons. The coding region runs from base 94 to 873 and encodes 259 amino acids. The record is from RefSeq and is a predicted model, not a curated record. Gene Ontology annotation, molecular function: NADH dehydrogenase activity.